This is a messenger RNA of Stegastes partitus (bicolor damselfish), 1938 nucleotides long. RefSeq names its product cholesterol desaturase daf-36. Gene Ontology annotation, biological process: cholesterol metabolic process. Gene Ontology annotation, molecular function: 2 iron, 2 sulfur cluster binding; oxidoreductase activity. Bases 1 to 1359 code for a protein of 452 amino acids. The transcript is spliced from 7 exons. The record is from RefSeq and is a predicted model, not a curated record. Gene Ontology annotation, cellular component: cytoplasm. Lineage: Eukaryota; Metazoa; Chordata; Actinopteri; Pomacentridae.
AUGUCCAGUCUGAAGGCGGUUACCGUCAUCGGUGUCGGGGUCGGUGCCAUGCUGCUCAGUCAGGGCAGAGACCCGCUGGACGCAGGACGCAGCGGGGAGUCCACAUGGAGCCAAUCCGGGCUGCAGGAGGCUGCAGGGCGGGCUGUCCUCUGCAUCCUCGCCGCACUUUGUUUCCUCGUCUUAAAGUUUCUCUACCGGCUGCUCUUCUGUCCCCUGGAGCUGCUGAAGGCGCCUGAGGAUGUGGGGUACGUCGCCGAGGACGGGCGCAGCAGAGCGCAGGCGGCCAACGAGGUGCGCCGCAGGAGGAAAGUCGGAGAGCUGCCUCCGGUUUAUCCAAACGGCUGGUACCGAGUGCUGGACUCGCACAUGCUGGAGAGGGGCGAGGUCAAAAAUGUCUUUAUUCUAGGUGAGCAGCUGGCAGUGUUUCGGGGUGAGGAUGGGAAGGCCUGCGUGCUGGACGCCUACUGCCCUCACCUGGGCGCCAACCUGGCCGUGGGAGGACGGGUGUUUGGAGGCUGCAUCGAGUGCCCGUUUCAUGGGUGGCGAUUUCAGGGGAGUGACGGCAAGUGUGUGAAGGUUCCCUAUUCAGACAAAGUGCCAGAGUUUGCCAAAGUGCGCUGCUGGCCCAGCUGCGAGGUCAACAAGCAGAUCCUGGUCUGGUUCCACUGCGAUGGAGAAGAACCUCAGUGGAAGAUGCCAGAGCAGCAGGAGGUCACGAGGGGAGAGUGGGUGUAUCGAGGGAGAACCGAGCACUUCAUCAACUCGCACAUACAGGAAAUUCCUGAAAAUGCAGCCGACGUGGCUCACCUGGCUCACCUGCACACUCCGGGCAUGCUCAGUGGAGUAGAUCUGCGAUACACCAACAGCAAAACAUGGCAGUUUUUGCGACAUGACUGGAAGGCUCAGUGGAUACCAGAGUCGGAGCCCAACAAACAUUGUUCCCAGAUGCUGGUGAAACAUGCGCUGACCAUCUUUGGAUACCACUGGUCGCUACUGGAUGUCGAUGUCGUGGCCAGACAGGUGGGUCCAGGAGUGGUGUUCCUGAUGUUUAACCACAGUUUUCUGGGCCGAGGCGUGAUCAUGCAUUGUGUGACUCCAGUGGAGCCUCUGCUGCAGUGUGUCUCUCACACCAUCUUCUACCAGUCAAAUAUCCCACCUGUGGUGCCCAAGUUCAUCCUGAAGGCAGAGUGCAUUCAGUUUGAGCGCGACGUGAUGAUCUGGAACAACAAGACCUACAUCGCCAAGCCGCUCCUGGUGAAGGAGGACUCGGCCAUCCAGAAGCACCGGCGCUGGUUCAGUCAGUUCUACAGUGAAAACAGUCCGCGGCUGCAGUACCAGCGCGACACUUUGGACUUCUAACCUCCCCGAACUGCAGCCGGAGACUUUCAGCAGAGAAGACGUCAGGUCAGGGUUGACCUUAAUGUCGGAGGAGGAAGUCUACGAUUGCUUUUUGUUCCGACAUGUGCAAUAAAUUGCAAGAGGAAAGGGACGCUUGAGCUUUUCUUGUAAUGGGACUCUACAUUCAUUUAACAUUUGACCUUAUUUGACCCUCUAACUUUCUUUUUUUGGCCUUGUAAAAGUCACUAAUAGACUAUUCCAGCCUCAUAUACAGCAGACAAGUGCCUGACUGAGUGGAUUCAGUUCAUAGAUGUGAACUUUUGAUUAAGCGAGCGAUGCUAAGAGCACCGGAAUUGCCUUGUUGUAUCACUGACAGAACCAUUAGAUUGUCAAAGCCGUCUUACGCUGCACAAUUUAGAUGAUUGAAUGCAUUGUGUGUUGUGAUUCGAUGACGUUUUCAGCGGAUAUGUGAAUGUUUUUCUGUCUGCAUGUGAGAUUGGGGUUCAUAUAAAUUAUAUUCCUCUACUUUGAGGUCAGUGUAAAGGUUUCUUCUGAGGUGUGUCUCAUAAUACAAUGACUGGGAGUCACUUUCGUUCUCUU